AUGGGUGCGAGCGACUCGAAGCUGGUCUUCAAGAAGGGCAUCUUCAGGCUCUGCGGCGAGCGCAACAUUCCUGCCGACGACCCAUACUGGACUUCCUUCUGGGAGCUGCCGGAGUCUUCCGAGGAUGUCUUCAGCCUCUUCGCCCCCGCCGACAUCCGCCGCACGAGGGACACUGCGCUCGAGAACCUAGAAACCCUCAUAUUAGCUGUCACCUCCCGCCUCUUCGUCCUGCGCCACCACCCUUCGUUUCCCGAUCCUGAGAUCGCCCCGGAACGCGAUGCCCUCAACUGCAUACGGGUUCUGACCCGCGUCAUCCCUUAUCUCUACGAAGCCGACAACUUACAGGAAUGGGAGCAGCGGUUCUUCUGGGGCGUGAGGCGGAAGAGGACGAGAGAGGCCAGGAUCGCAAACGAGGUGCUCUUUGACGAUUCGGAGGAGGAGCAGGAGGCACAGCUCAAGAGGCGGCCGACGGAUGAGUGGGAGGUGACCAGGCCGCUGGCCGAGGAGCUUCUCGACACCCUGGUGGAUCUACUUUUCUUCUCGGACUUCACCAGCACCAAGCAGCCACAUGGCAAACCCAAGGUUACCUAUAUGAUAUGGCAGAGCGGCGUGGGGUGCAACCAGACGGUCGCAACGACCAAGGAGUUCGAGAGCAACCGCAUCGAAGUCCUCCGCCUUCUGCUUGCCCUCACCGGCCAAGGCAUGUACAUGUCUGCCGCAGCGCUGCCGCAGUAUGGCACGAGGGCUUUGACGCACAUCUGUACCUGCUCGGACAAGCAGGUUGUCCUGUCUGUCCUGUGCUCCCUCCUGAAUACUACGAUGAAAUACAACCCCGCGAGCUGGCGGGUUCCUUACAACGCCCUCGUCUUCAAGGACCCAAAGCAGAUUCUUGUCACCUAUUCUCUCCAACUCCUCCUCGUCACCGUCCUCUACCCCGUACCAGAGACCAACGGUGAGGCGCAGAAGAACUGGUUUCGACACUUUCUCGGGCGGAUACAUAGACCGCAAGAUUUCCAGUUCAUCGUCGAUGGCAUGACUCGAAUCCUGAACCAGCCUCUACAAGCUAAUGCCUCGUACAUACCCGGGACACAAUCGUCUGUCAGGUUCGGGCCCGAGAUGAUCAUGCUGUUCUGGGAGAUUACGCAGUGCAACAAGCGAUUCCGUUCUUUCAUCGUGGAUACGGAGAGAGCACAUGACUUUGUUGUCUUGAUCCUAUUCUAUGCUCUGGAAAAUAAGAACGAUGCGUCCAAGCAGGGUGUGGUCAGGAUGUGCGCGUUCCUCCUGCAGACGCUUAGUGUUGAGAAGAGCUUUGGUGUGAACCUGAACAAGAACUUUGAGGCUCAAGAGACACUCCCUCCUGUGGUGCGAAUCCAGGGUUUUAGGGGUACCUAUGCCGACUUUCUCAUCCAGUCCAUCUACAAUCUCAUCACCACGAGCAAUGGCAAACUUACUGCCAUCUACCCGGCCCUGUUGGCUGUCAUUAAUAACAUCGCCUAUUACCUUGAGGGUUUGAGCACUGCGACAAGCACCAAGCUCAUGCAGCUGUUUAACUCCAUGUCCUCGCCAUCAUUCCUGCUGGUCAAUGAGACCAAUCACAGCCUCCUGAGGGCCUUGCUGGAGUCCAUGAACUCUGUUCUGGAACACCAGUACAAGAAAAAUCCCAUUUUUGUCACCACGAUCAUGCGAAAUAGGAAACGCUUCGAGGCACUGCGGAAUUUCACACUGGAGAGUGGACAAGAGGAGAUUGAAAGACGAAACAGACGAAGAAAAGACGCGCGAGCAUCUUCGGACAUAGAUUCCACGAGAAGCUCAGCGGAGAGCUUAAGAAGCCCAGUUGGAAGCCACUCGCGCGCACCGGCAUUAAGCAACGUACCAGAAGAAGACGGCACGUUCACAAUCGGAGAUGAGGAGGAAGACAGUGAUGAGGAGCGCCCCACGCCUUCACAGUCAGACCCCGGCGAGAACCCCUCGCGUGCCUCAUCGGUGGUGGAGGAUGCGGUGCCGACGCAGCUUCGCGGCAUGUCGGAGAAGGCCCGCGGCAAGAUGCCGGCCGGUAUGCAGAACUUUUCGAGGCAGAACAGCAUGACCAGUCUCAGCGGAUACUCUGUGUCAGGCCAGUCACAGAGCGGGCAGUUCGAGCCGACAGCGCAGUGGAUCGACAGCUGGCUGCCAGAACUACCGCUGCACACCAUCCUGACCACAAUCCAACAGCUGUCCUCGUUGGUGCCCCGACAGGCCUUGAUAGCGGACCAUGCCUCGCCAGACACCCUGCGGCAGAUCAGCCAGGUCAAGCUGGUCGGCGUCGACGUCUCUCCCGUGCGUGUGCACUCAUUCGAGUGGUCACCCCUGGCAUUGGGGUGGUACGAGUCGCUCAUCUGGAGCUUCGUGUUCAGCAGCGAGAUGCAGGUCUCGAGGGGCACAGUCGGCAUAUGGAACGGCACGGCGAUCAAGCUCUUCCGGGUUCAGGAGACAGCACCCCAAGGACCGACCCUGACCUCGCCGAGAGGUGCAGUGGAUGCGGUGGGUAGCAACAUCGUAUCAAGAAUCGGAGCGAUCAACCUGCGAGGCCCACAGGCGCAGUCGCCGACGAGCGCCCCCGGUUCGGCCGGCAGUACACCCCAUCUCGGGCGAAACUAGCAGUCGGAGGGUGCCGAGGUAAACACGUUGCUGUCUCGAUUAUCUCCCUGAGAUGCUGGGUCCUGCAGGUGAGCAACAAUGCCGGCAUCGGGAAAGGGGUAGGGAGAGAGAGAGAGAGAGAGAGAGAGAGAGAACAGACACAUGAGGGCGAGCCAGGCGUGAGAGGAACAGCAGAAUCCAGGACCGUGGCAAACGAGGCACAGUUGUUGGGCAGUGGAUAUCAACGACAGGACUUUUCAGGGAGAAAGUACAGGUGGUUCCGACAGCAGAUAAGCAGCGAUACUAGAUCACCGAGAGAACAAGUCCCGACUUGGUGUUGGUGGGUGGACAAUGGUUUUGGGAUGUGAGAAUAGAAAGCCUAUUCAAGAUGCGAUCUCUUGGCAUUACUUACCUCACAGAAAGUAGCGAGCGAUGUGACGACGAGACUGGCGCGAAGGGAUUGUGGAUCAACACCGUCCAUACCCAU
Cryphonectria parasitica EP155 is the source of this 3103-nucleotide messenger RNA. RefSeq lists its product as uncharacterized. The record is from RefSeq and is a predicted model, not a curated record. Gene Ontology annotation, cellular component: Golgi trans cisterna; membrane; Golgi medial cisterna. NCBI's taxonomy places the organism in Eukaryota, Fungi, Ascomycota, Sordariomycetes, Diaporthales, Cryphonectriaceae. Bases 1 to 2637 code for a protein of 878 amino acids. The transcript has 5 exons.